Messenger RNA from Anas platyrhynchos (mallard), 1334 nucleotides. It is a transcript of the gene NQO1, whose product is annotated as NAD(P)H quinone dehydrogenase 1. Gene Ontology annotation, molecular function: NAD(P)H dehydrogenase (quinone) activity. Gene Ontology annotation, cellular component: cytosol. NCBI's taxonomy places the organism in Eukaryota, Metazoa, Chordata, Aves, Anseriformes, Anatidae. The record is from RefSeq and is a predicted model, not a curated record.
AGCUGAGUCACGUCACGGUGCUGCACUCUGGCUGCUCACCCAGCCUCCCGGGGACCUGUCCAGCCCUGCCCCGAGCAAAGUCCAGUCCGGCAUCCCGCAGUGACAAGCAGUGCUCCAGCUCCGCUACCAGCAGCCGAGCCGCUCUGGCCAUGGCAGGACGCAAGGCCCUGAUCGUGCUGGCGCACUCUGAGAAGACGUCCUUCAACCAUGCCAUGGCGGAGGCAGCUGCCAGCACGCUGCGGGCCAAGGGCUGGGAUGUCACCAUCUCCGACCUCUAUGCCAUGGGGUUCAAUCCCGUGCUCUCACGGCACGACAUCACCGGGCCGCCCAAGAACCCCGAGCACUUCGUCUACGAGACGGAGAUGGGAGAAGCGUGGAAGGAGGGACGCCUCAGCAGCGACAUCGUCGCCGAGCAGAAGAAGAUCGAGGCAGCUGAUCUGAUCAUCUUCCAGUUCCCACUGCAGUGGUUGGGGAUGCCGGCCAUCCUCAAGGGCUGGUUCGACCGCGUCAUCAUCCAGGGCUUCGCCUACUCCGUGGCCACCAUCUACGAGCAGGGGCCCUUCCAGAAGAAGAAGGCCAUGCUGUCAUUCACCACCAGCGGGAUGGAGUCCACGUACAGCCCUAAGGGCAUCAACGGCGACAUGAACGUGUUCCUCUGGCCCAUGCAGCGGGGCAUGCUGCAGUUCUGUGGCUUCCAGGUGCUGGCACCUCAGAUCUGCUACAGCGUGCGCUACGUGACCCCCGAGGCACGGGCGCAGAUGCUGAGCGCCUGGCAGAAGCGCCUGGCUACCAUCUGGGAGGAGAAGCCCCUCAGCAUCGUCCCCAACAGCUGCUUCGAGAUGAGCAUGGAGCGCGGCUUCGUGCUGAAGCAGGAGGUGCUGGCGCAGCAGGAGGGGAAGAAGCAGGGGCUGACGGUGGGGCAGCACCUGGGCAAGGCCUUUCCCCCCAACCAGCAGCUCAAGGCCCCGUAGCAGGUGCUGGACACCUCGGGGCACCGCCAGGCCCACCACUGCCGUGCGCCCAGCUCCGUGUGGUGAGGACGAGGCCUGGCCCUGCGGCCACUGCACUGCCAGGGCCAGGGGGGCACGAUGGUGGUGGCCCAGCCCUUCCUCUUGGGGGUUCGGACCCGACAAUCUUUCGAGGUCCCUUCCAGCCCCUUCAAUUCCAUGAUUCAGUUGUGAUCUUUCUCUCUCUUUUUUUCACUGUCCCUUUGCUGUCAUUUUCUGGCACGAGAUCCCUCAAAAGCGAAGUCUCGGGGUGCCGGGGGCUGCGGCAUGGCGCUUGGUCGCCACCAUCCAUGUGAACACAAUCAAUAAACUGCAGCCUGGAAAUCA